Messenger RNA from Lasiosphaeria miniovina, 318 nucleotides. Its product is annotated as heterokaryon incompatibility protein-domain-containing protein. The record is from RefSeq and is a predicted model, not a curated record. The transcript has 3 exons. Bases 1 to 318 code for a protein of 105 amino acids. Lineage: Eukaryota; Fungi; Ascomycota; Sordariomycetes; Sordariales; Lasiosphaeriaceae.
AUGAGCAAGACGAUGCUGAUUUCCGAUAUCUGGUCCUUCAGCCUGGCCGCAACAGGCAACGACGAAAAGAACCAAAGGAUCUUGUGCAACGGCGAGAGAGUUCGCAUCACGGCCAACUUGCGAGCGGCUCUGUCGCGCUUCCGAAAGCCCGACCAGCCGCGCACUCUGUGGGCCGACUCGAUCUGCAUCAACCAGGAGGAUGUCGGGGAACGCUUCCGGCAGGUGUCGCUCAUGGCGCAGAUCUACACCAAGGCCGAAACCGUCCCGGCCAUUUUGGCGACGACGACGGCGGCCACGCACCCGCCGCCAGCUCCCUGA